Molecule: messenger RNA, 1895 nt
Organism: Prosopis cineraria
Lineage: Eukaryota; Viridiplantae; Streptophyta; Magnoliopsida; Fabales; Fabaceae
Product: rhodanese-like domain-containing protein 4, chloroplastic
Exons: 8
Coding region: 153-1514 (453 amino acids)
Source: RefSeq, a predicted model, not a curated record
CACAUUGCUCUCCAAUCACACCCACAAAGAAACAAAAUGUACCUUCGAUCCUUUAACACUCAUGGUUGUUCAGAGACUUCAUCAAGAAGCUUAUCCCACUGACUUCCUGAGAGCCUGAAGAGACUGUGUGUGUGAUAUCGAAGAAUUAUGCUAUGGAGGCCCUCAACGCUGCUACCUUGACCCCUUUAUCUGUGCUCUGCGAUAGAAGGAAAAAACCCCUAAAAUUCUCGCCACCGCCAAGAAUUUCCGCUAGCAUAGUGUCAGAUUCUGCCAGUUUCCCCUCCAAGAAACCAUCUCUGAAAGAGUAUUUACCUUCGGGUUUGCGUGGGGGCCUUCUUCUUGCAGCUUCAGUCAUCAAUGGAGGAAUUGCUAAAGCUCUAACAUAUGAGGAGGCAUUGCAGCAAUCUGCGGGAAGCCCUAGUUCUGGGGACCUUGAUGUAAAUGGGGUUAUAGAUAGCGUCAUAAGCUUUGGAACAGAGAACGCUGUGAUUAUAGCUGGAGGGUUAGCUAUUUUGGGGGUGCCUCUUGUUUUGUCUCAGGUUCUGAACAAGCCUAAGCCAUGGGGUGUUGAGUCAGCUAAAAAUGCAUACGCCAAGCUUGGUACUGAUGGGGAUGCUCAGCUGCUUGAUAUAAGAGCAUUAACAGAAUUUAGGCAAGUGGGUACCCCUGAUGUUAGGGGUUUGAAGAAGAAGUCGGUGUCAAUCACUUACAGAGCUGAUGAUAAACCUGGGUUUUUGAAGAAGCUGGCUUUGAAGUUUAAGGAACCAGAAAAUACUACAUUGUUCAUUCUGGACAAAUUUGAUGGGAACUCCGAAUUGGUUGCAGAGUUGGUCACAGUCAAUGGAUUCAAAGCUGCUUAUGCAAUUAAGGAUGGUGCAGAAGGACCACGGGGAUGGAUGAAAAGUGGUCUUCCCUGGACACCACCAAGGAAAGCAUUGAGUUUGGAUCUUAGCAAUUUUACAGAGUCUAUCACUGGUGCAAUAGGAGAGACCUCUGAUGGCUUGGCUCUUACUCUUGGGAUUGCUGCAGCUACUGGAUUGGGGCUGUUAGCUUUUACAGAGAUAGAAACAAUUCUCCAACUUGUAGGUUCUGCUGCAAUUGUUCAGUUUGCAACCAAGAAGCUUCUAUUUGCUGAGGAUCGAAAGAGAACCCUGAAACAAGUUGAUGAGUUCUUGAAUACAAAGAUUGCCCCAAAGGAGCUUGUAGAUGAGAUAACGCAAAUUGGAAAGGCUCUUCUCCCAACCUCCACAGAUAGUAAGGCUCUUCCUGCACCAACAGAGGCAACGCCGGAACCAGCACCUGCUUCUAGCACUGUGCAGAAAGCAGAAGCCUCUCCUGAUACAGUCUCUGAGUCCAAAGUAGAUGCAGCAGCAGAGCCUGUUCCUGAAGUAAAUUCAGUACCCAAACCUGAAGUUAAGGCAGAAUCAGUUCCUGGGAUCCAAAGACCACUUUCACCAUACCCAUAUUAUCCGGAUUUCAAGCCUCCAACAUCUCCCACUCCUUCUCAGCCCUAGAGUUUCACUUGUUUUUAUCUUCAACAGAAUGUUCCAAACAAAACUACUCUUUUCCCAGACAUUUCAAGCCCAAGGGAUGAUGAGCCUUCGCACGAAGAAGUCUUAGGCAUGCUGCAAAACAUCAUAGGUUGAGGAAUUAAAUCUGUCACAGUUUGUAUAAUUCACAAUCUCUUUGUGCUUCUCUAUCCACAUUUUGUAAUUGACAGAUGUCUUGUAGAGGUGAAUGUUGUAUUAGUCAUGUUGGGAUUUAGCAUGACACCGCAUCUUCCAGUUUUGAGUAAUUUAUACAUGCAGGCAUGCGUGUGUUCUGGUUUAGAGUUUGUGACAGAAUUAUGCCAGACAUUCUCGAGAUUUCAAAAUAUCUAUUUGGUUGGCAUGUUA